Molecule: messenger RNA, 1252 nt
Organism: Gadus macrocephalus (Pacific cod)
Lineage: Eukaryota; Metazoa; Chordata; Actinopteri; Gadiformes; Gadidae
Gene: asip1
Product: agouti signaling protein 1
Exons: 4
Coding region: 376-765 (129 amino acids)
Biological process (GO): hormone-mediated signaling pathway; positive regulation of melanin biosynthetic process; melanosome organization
Cellular component (GO): extracellular region
Molecular function (GO): melanocortin receptor binding; neuropeptide hormone activity
Source: RefSeq, a predicted model, not a curated record
CAUUAUUAAGAGGAGGGUAAGAGACAGAUACUGAGAGAGAGCGAGACAGAGAAAGAGAGGUAGAGAAAGAGAGAGAGAGAGCGAGAGACUACAGGAGCCUUGCAAAAAGAGAAGGGAGAGAGAGAGGGGGAAGGAGAUAAAAGAGCGCAAGGUAGCAGUUGAGGGGAAGGGAAGGAGAGAGGGUCAAAACAGGAACGCAGCCGGAGAGAGGGUUAAAACAGGAACGCAGCCGGAAAGUAGAAAGACAUAAAAAUCACAAGAAUUUCGCGUUCAGAAGGACAGCGAGGAGCAGAAAGACACUGCCGCGAGGAGGGGGAAGGAGCACAUAUAUCGGAGAUCCAGAGCAGGCUCGGAUCAGCACGGAAACCCAAGAUUAUGAAGCCAAUGUGGCUGCUCCUCUGCCUCAUGGCUCUGUCCAGCACCGGGCGCUUCCUGGUCUCCUCCCACAUGAUGCCAGAGGACCGGCUCGUCAGCCAAUGGAACGCCACGGAACACCCCCUGUCCGGAAUCAAUGUCUCUCACUCUCCAUCCAUUGAAAUCGUAGAGUUAUCUAAAGCUGUCAAGAAGAACAAAAAAGCCAAGAAACAGAGGAAGCAGAACGAUCUGAGUGAGAGGAAGAAGCGGCCCCCGCCCCCGGCCGGCUGCGUCCCACUCUGGGGGAGCUGUAAUCCCACCGGCAGCACCUGCUGCGACGGCUGCAGCGUCUGCCGCUGCCGGCUCUUCAAGACCGUCUGCUACUGCCGCAUGGGGAACCCGCGAUGCUGAGGCCCCGCGAUGCUGAGGCCCCGCCCCCACCCAGGACACGACCCCCCGCCCCCUUCACAAAAGUGCCACCCACUCUCUGGACAAGCCACCAAGACCCAGAUCAGCAAAAGCCCCGCCAGAGAUGAACACAGGCUCUGCCCCUUCAACUGUGCUUCUAGGCUCCACCCCCAAUGCUCUUCACCAUCCCCCAUUCUUCGGACAUGCUCAGCCCCACUUUGUACAAAGUGAGAACAGACCAAAAGGACCCCAGUCCUUCUUGCACUGGGUCAAACCAGCACUGGGUCGAACCAGCACUCGAUCAAGCCGGCACUGGGUCAAACCAGCACUGGGUCAAACCAGCACUGGGUCAAACCAGCACUGGGUCAAACCAGCACUCGAUCAAACCAGCACUGGGUCAAACCAGCAAUGGGUCAAACCAGCACUGGGUCAAACCAGCACUGGGUCAAACCAGCACUGGGUCAAACCAGCAAUGGGUCAAACCAGCACU